AUGCAUACUUUCCCCGGUAUAACCUUACUUGGUCAGCCCGAGAAACGUGGAGUUUAUGAUCAACAGGAGAUAGUAACACUUUUAACACAAUACUACGAGCUUCUUGCCAAAAUGCGUUACUUUCCCGCCUCCUACAUCAAAUAUGCACCCCAUGAUCCUCCCAUCGAUGUGGAUCUCGCAAAGAGUUUUGAUCUUGAACCACAAGUUAUUGAGCUUCUUCAAGCCCUGCCAUAUGUUGAGGGUUAUAGCAAUGAAGAUGAGUUUAUCCUUGGUGGAAGUUUUGCCAAUAUGAGGGAUCUGGAAGUGUUGAUGCAGAGUCGAGAUCCGGGAUUUGCUUCUCCUGAAGAUGGAUUUGAUGAUGAGAACGGGGAGUAUAUGAGACCUUGGGAACUCUGUAUCAAUGGAUGUGGAAAUCAUGGAGCGAUGAUGUUUCUUGACACGAGAAAUGGCCACAUAACAAUGGAAGGUCAAGAUUCCGGUCGUAGUGAAGAUCCCGGCGCAUAUAACCUCCAUAGGGGUCUUCAAAGUCGUAAUCGCAAUUCUCAUGACCAUCUUCCCAGCCGCCACGCUAGAGAACUCUUCGAAGAUUUUACCAACAGGCUUUUGAAACUUCAAUGGAUUCCAAGUUCUGAGGACCGUAGAGUUACGAAGAUCUCAGACUCCUCUUCCGAACCUACGGCUGGCCCCAUAACUUCAACCACACCAGCUUCGACUCUGCCUACUCCCGCUAGCGCGAAUGUUAUACUGUUGAAUAUUAUUCUUGAGGAGGGAAGAAAAUUAGUCAUUGAUGCAAAUGAAAUGCUAGAACAGGCUAUUGCUGAUCAUGGAUACUGGAAGGGAGAAAGAGCAGAAAUGGUUAAAGCAUGGAAGAAACAUUUUGAGAAUGGAAUCGAGAGGGAAGAGGGGAAUUUGGAUUGGUGGAGAGGAGAGGGGAAGGCGUAUUGUGAGGAGGAAGAAAUUGAAAAGACUCGAGAGAUGAUACGUGUUUUGAAGGGGAGGUUGGCGAAUGUAGAAGAAGAGCCGAUUUCAGUAGAAGAAGUGAUUAGGUCCUUGUCGAAAUAUAUCGCGAUGUCUCUAGCCUAUUCCAUGGACAUACCUCCAAAUAGACUCGCUACCAGAGUACCAACUCCCCUCCCCUUCACUGCUCAUCAAAGUCUAGCAUCUUUGCAGCUGACUGGUUCCAGAUACUACAAUUUCGGUGGUUUGUUCUACACUUCUUUUAGCACUUCUCGCAACCAGCUGUCUCCAAUAAAAUCCGUGACUGACCAUUUUGAAGAAGACGGUCAUUACUACUAUCACAAUCCCGACGGUUCACAACUCUACGCCCACAGAUCCUGGAAAAUAUUUAUCAACACCAAUGGACAGAGUGUUAUUCGACGUCAGCACUGGGAACGAGUGAAGAAGAUUGCGUGGGAUGAAUUAAUUUAUUUAGAGUGGAAAACGGGGUUGUGGUAUGGAGAGUGGUUGGAGAAGGAACGGAAGAGGUUGCAGUAUAAGGGAAAAUAUUCGGAAUAUAAUAUUUGGGUGGAUGAUGAAUUGAAGCGUGUAGUGAAGGAUAAUGAUGUGGAGGAAACUAAGGAGGAGAGUAUUGAAGAGAGGGCAAUCAAGAAGGCUAUUGUCAAGAUGGAGGAUUUCAAGGAAGAGAUUGUCAAGGAGGAACCUACUGAGGGAGUUUUUAUCAAAAGCGAGUUCUCUGACGAGGUAUUCAUGAAAACGGAAUGUUGGGCUAGGGAAAUCGGCUCGAGAACCUUGAAAGCCUUCUUUGUUGCGGAAAUUGACGUCUUGUUUCUUAAAUGCCAAUGCAAGAAUUGGUCUUGA
Molecule: messenger RNA, 1818 nt
Organism: Botrytis porri
Lineage: Eukaryota; Fungi; Ascomycota; Leotiomycetes; Helotiales; Sclerotiniaceae
Exons: 6
Coding region: 1-1818 (605 amino acids)
Source: RefSeq, a predicted model, not a curated record